This is a messenger RNA of Acanthosepion pharaonis, 1008 nucleotides long. The record is from the annotation of a GenBank genome assembly. NCBI's taxonomy places the organism in Eukaryota, Metazoa, Mollusca, Cephalopoda, Sepiida, Sepiidae.
AUGUCUUCCUUUCUUUCAUUCACUCAUCCUGCCCUUCUUUCUUUCUUUCUUUCUUUCUUUCUUUCUUUCUUUCUUUCUUUCAUGCCUUCUUCCUUUCAUUCAUUCACUCACCCUUCCCUUCUUUCUAUCUUUUACACACUUUCUUUCUUUCACUCAUUCUUUCUUUCUUUCACUUAUUAUUUACUUCUGUUACCCUUUCAUCCAUUAUUUCUUUCUUUCACUCUUUCUACUUUCUUUCUUUCUUUUACUCACUCUUUAUUUCUUUCUUUCUUUCUUUCUUUUUUCUUCAACUCACUCAUUCUGUCUUUCUUACACUCGCACUUUGUUUAUUUCACUUACACUUUCUUUCUUUCACGCUCUCUUUUUUCUUUCCUUUUUUCUUUCUUUCUUUCACUCACUCACUCUUCCUUCUUUCCCUUCUUUCUUUCAUGUUUCUUUUUUCUUUCUUUCUUUCUUUCAUUCACUUACUCUUCCUUUAUUUAUUCCUUCCUUUCUUUCAUUCAUUCACUCACUCACUCUUCCUUUCUUUCUUUCUUUAUUUCACUCAUUCUUUCUUUCACUCCUUCACUCUCUCUUUCUUUCGCUCUUUCAUCCAUUCUUUCUUUCCAUCUUUCCAUCUUUCUUUCUUUCACUCACUUUUUGUUUAUUUCUUUCUUUCUUUCACUCACUCUUUCUACUUUCUUUCUUUUACUCACUCUGUCUACUUUCUUUCCUUCUUGUACUCUUUCUUUCUUUCUUUCUUUCUUUCUUCCUUUCAUUCCUUCAUUCACUCUCUCUCUUUCAAACAAAGAAACAAAACGUCUUUACUACUCUUUCCUUUACCUUCCCUUAUCUUAUUUUUUCCAUUUUCUUUCUCCUUCCGUCUUUCUAAUUUCUUCUCUUCUCUUUAGCCAAUUGGGUUUUUUAAUUUUUUUCAUUCCCUUCCAUCUAACAGCGAUUUUUUGUCUCUUUACUACACGUCUUAUAUUUUGGAAAAUGACACCGAAGAAAAAUUGUAUUUCCAACUGA